Molecule: messenger RNA, 4614 nt
Organism: Closterium sp. NIES-65
Lineage: Eukaryota; Viridiplantae; Streptophyta; Zygnematophyceae; Desmidiales; Closteriaceae
Source: the annotation of a GenBank genome assembly
AUGGGGUGUGUGACGGCAGCGGAGGUGCUUUUAACGGGGACGAGGGCAGCCCGUUGGGUUCAGUACAAGGAGUUAUGCCCGGAGGGAUGGACGGCGACGGACCCGCCGCGUUUGGCGCUGCUAUGGCUGGUGAAAGGAGACCCGCGCCGUCCUACGGAUGCCCUAGAGGUGUGUUGGGUGCUCGUUCGUCCGUCUUCGCGUCCCUCCCCUCCUCCUCCUCCGGUUUUGGUGCCCUUCCCUCUGAUCUGCCGUCGCCGUUUCCCUCCGACUUGCCCCCCGCGCUGUCGCGUUUCCCUGAGAGGGGGAAACGCGCGGGGUUGGAGGGCGCGGGCGCGGACGAGCGGGGGAUUUCUCCGCGGAGUGGCGCAUUCACCGGACGCUCGAGCGGGAACGAGUGGGAAGAGGCUGUUUUUGCGCGGGGGGGAGGAGGAGAGGGCGGAAGCACGGUUGCCGCGCGGGCGCGGACGGGAGAAUUCGGCGGACGGGGAACGCGCGCUAUUCGCCCGGCCGAGAGACCGCGAGCCGGCGAUUGGGCGGGGGAAUAUCGGCCGAGAGGCGGCAGCGGCGGCAGGAGGCGGAGGAAGCAGCAGAGGGAAGUUUGUUUUCGGAAGGGCAGGAACGGCAGGAACGGAGAAGAUCAAGGUUCAGAUCGGUACUGCUUGGGGAGCAGCAGGCCGUGAUUUUGACGCGGAGGUUGAGGCAGAGGCAGAGGCCGGGGUGGGUGGCGAGCGGAUGGGAUGGGAGGAAGGGGGGAACAGCGGAGCGUGGGGUUCUGAGCGUGAGUACGAGCAUCAGCGGGUGCGGCAGCAGGCACAGCAGAAGCAGUUGCGCCGGCAGGAGCAGCAGCAGGAGCAGCGGGAGCAGGAGGGGAGAACGAUGGAGCAAACGGAAGCUGCGUUUGGCGAGGAGGAUCGCUGGGGUAAACGACAGGCUUGGUGUGGUAACCCGGUUACUGCAGGCCCGUCAGGCUCAGGCAUGGAGGCGUACGGCGAGGAGAUGGAGGCGAGAAACGACAGGUGGGGGAAACGACCAUCGCGCAAGUCUAUAGAUUCGGAGGAUUUGAGCGCCGGAGAGAGGGGGAGAGUGAGGGACGUGAGAGGACGCAGAGAAGCGGCAGCGGCAGCAGCGGCGGCGGCGGCGGCAGCGGCAGCGGCGGGGGCGGCGGGUAUGGAUAAUCUGGGUCGCAUGGGGGGUGGGGCCGCCUGUUUGGAGGAGGAUGUGCCGGGGGUGGGUCGACUUGGUCGUCUUGGCAUAGACUUUAUGCCGGAGGCGGAGGCGGAGGCGAUGGGUGUUGCAGGUGGGGCGGUGGGCAUGGGUAGAAGCCCGAGGGAGUAUGGCGUGCAGGGGGGGAGAAAGAGGAGCAUGUCGCCUGGAGGGAGGAGUGAGAGGAGCGGCAACAGCAGCAGCAGCAGCAGCACUCGCAAGUGGGACAGGAGGACGGGCGGGGCGAAGAGGAGCAGGACGAGCGGGAUGAGCCGCGGCGACAGCAGAGGGGGGCAGCACAGGGACGCGUUCGGCCGUCCACCUCUACCCACCCACCAGCGACGCCCCUCCAAGUCUCCUGAACUCGUCACUCGACGCACCACCUCUGCUUCCCAUUCUUCCGCCCCUCGCUCCCCCCACUCCUCCGCCCCCCGCUCCCCGCUUUCCUCCGCCCCCCGCUCUCCCCACUCCUCUGCCCCGCGCUCACCCCUCCCCCACACGUCCCCCGCGCUCCGGACCACCUCACCCAUCCCCCGCAUGCCGUCCCCCUCUAUCUCCCCCGCCCCCUCUGCCGCCCCUAGCAGCGCUUCCCCCUCCCCCCGUCCCCUGGCGCUAUUUGAGCGCAUCACCCGCCGCCGCCAGUCUAGCCCCAGUGGCGCGCGCCCCCCGUCCGCCAAUAGCAGGCCCCCUAAGUUCCCCGCGCGCGCCACCCCUCCCGCUGCUUAUAGCGGAGAGGGCGAUGGUAGGGAUUAUAACGCAUAUGCCCAGGCAGGAGGGAGGGGAGGGGGUAGCCGAAUGGGGAGUGAGGGGGGUGGUAUGGUGGGGAUGAGGGAAAGUGGUUAUGAUGGAUGUGACUAUAAGGAGGGGAGCAGAGGGAGCGUGAGGGAGACGGGGUGGGGCGUGGGCGGGAAGGGAAAACGGCAGGGGAUGAGGAGGGAAGAAGCAGAGGCACCUCUCCAAACCAGCAAUACCUUCCCCUCCUUCGCAUCGCCCUGCCCUCAAGGCCUUUCCGAUGCCCCAGCCGUUUCUGCUGUCUCUGCUGCCAUUGCUGCCACUCCAAAUGCCCCUGCGCCUGGCACUCAGUUGCCAGGUCUUCCCACCAGUAUAAAUCCCACUAGCGCCCUCCCGAACCCCCUUCUUCCGAACCAGUUCCUGCCGAACCAGCUCCUCCCGAACCAGUUCCUCCCGAACCAGCUUCUAGCCCCGCCCACUCUCUCCAUCCCUCUCUUCCACCCUCUCUCAGGGCCGUCAAUGCAUCUCAGGGCAUUAGUAGGCCUACAGGCAGAGUCCCAACAGAGCAACUCCGUCUCUCUGCCUGUUGGAGGGGCUUCUUUAGGGGUCUCCCCGGCUGGAGGGGGGUUUUUCUGCGGUGCCCCUGGCACGGCGGCGGCUGGAGGGUGUUUAGCUGGUGCUGCCGCAGGGAUGGCGUCUGGGGCCCUGGGGCUUGCGGGAACUGGUGCUGGGGUUGCUGCAACUGCAGCGGGGAUGCUGGGGUGCGGUGCUAUGGGUGCUGCAGGGUCGAGUGCGGUGCUGAUGAGUGCACAGGUGUCCCCGCAGAUGGCUCUGCUGCAGAAGUACCAGCAGUACCAGCAGCAGCUGCUGCUGCAGCAACAGGGGAGGCAGGGGCAGGGGCAGGGUGCGAGGGGAAGUGGGCAGGAGGGGAAUGGGGGGUCUGGCAAGAGAAGUGGUCAGAGGGAGGAGUGCCGUUUGGAGGGUAGUGAGAGAGAAGAGAGGCGUGAUGUGGGUGGGAGAGGAAGGGAGGAGGCGAGGGGUGUGAGUGAGGGUGAGAGGAGAAGAGGGGAUGAUGUGGGUGGUGGUGGUGAUAAUGAUGAUGGGGGUAGCGAGGAGAAUGGAGAGGAGGAAAGGGAGGAGGACGAGGAGGAUGGAUGGACUAGGGACUUAUCCCGGAGCAGAGGCAGGAGUUGGGAGAGUGAGAGUGAGAGCGAGAGUGAGGGAGGGAGCUCAGUAAAUAGGUUAUCAAGUAGGCUAGAAGGGAGGAGGAAGAAAAGGAGGAGAAGGAGAAGGGAGGAGGAGGAAGAGGACGAGGAGGAUGAGGAUGAUGAAAACGAGGGGGAUAGCAGGGAGGUUUCGGAGAGGGAGGAGGAGAGACUAAGGAAAAAGGAGGCUGAGCUGAACGGGCAGUUGAACGGGCAGAUGAACGGGCAACUGAACGCUGCCCUGGCCCUCUCGGGAUUCAACGCCUCUUCAUUGAACGCUUCGUCCUUCAAUGCUUCUUCCUUCAAUGCCUCUUCCUUCAACAACUCUUCCUUUUCCGGUUCGCCUCUGCGCCCCUCCUCCCCUUUCCAUCCAUCCUCCCCCUUCCACCCGUCCUCCCCAUUUAACCCCCCUGGGAGCUCCCUGCUUGGCAAUCCCCCUAGUAGUUCCCUCAACGGCAAUCCUCCUACUAGUUCUAUGCUCGGUAACCCCCCCACCAGCUCUAUUAACGGUAACCCUCCCACCAGCUCUCAGCAUUUCAGUGCCUCUCACGGGGGAAACGCGGGCAGUGAUUUUGAUGCUUUUCGGGCAGCUUUUGAGGCAUCUCAGAAGAAUGCGGGCAGUGGGCCGGAACCUUUUCCGCCUCUCCACUCUCCCCAGGCUUUCCAGGCGUUUCAGUCUUUUCAGUCUCAAAGAAAUGCUUCAGACGGCGGCAAUACGGGCAGUGGCGUUCAGGGCCCGAAUGGUUUUCAGUCUAUGCAGGCGUGUCAGUCAUCCCAAAACAAUGCUUCUGACGGCAAUACAGGGAGUGGCGCCGAUGCUUUCAAGUCCUUCCAAGCUUUUCAAGCUUUCCAGGCGUCUCAGGGAUUCCAGUCGGCGCAAGGGAAAGGUUUAGAGGGGAAUGCGGGGAGUGUUGCCCCUCCUGCCGCUGCAGCUGCUUUGGGCGAGGGGCUGAGAGGGGUGAGGAUGGGUGGGGAACGGGGUGGUGCGGUAGGUGCUGGUGCUGGAGGGGAGAGGGAGGGGGGAAAGGAGGAGGAAGAGGAGGAGGAAGAGGAGGAGAGAGAGGGAGAGGAGGGAGAGGGAGAGAGGAGGAGAGGGGUGCAGGGAGGGAGGCAGGAAGGGGGGCAGGGAGGAGAGUGUGAGGAGGCAGCAGGUUGGCAGGGAGAGGAAGGUGAGGGGGCAGAGGGUUGGCAGGGGAUGCAGCUGGUCGUGCAUUCUGGGAGCAUGCCUUUAGGUUCUAGAGGAGUGGGGCGGGUUUACUCUGGCAAUGGGGGAGAGGGUGACGGGGGAGGGGAUGACGGGGGAGGGGAUGAUGAGGGAAGGGGUGAUGCGGGCGGGGGUGAUGAGGGAAGGGGUGAUGGGGCGUGCUUCUCCCAACCUCCGUCCCCCCAACCUAUCACCUACGAACCUUCCUCCGAACCUCUCUCCUCCAAACGUCCCUGUCCCGAACGUUCCUCCCCGCUCCCCUUCUCGUAG